UGCUUUAAUAUGUGUUUUUAUUUUUUCCCUUUUCUUUCUCCUCCUCAAUGUUGCUGCAAAGUUUUUUUUUUUAAUAUCUUCUUCUACUUGAUCUCUUCGAAUUCCUGCUGAUUUUGGGAUUCGAGUCUUUACUUGAUUUGAAAGUUGCUGCUGCUGCCUUCUUCUCUGAUUUGAGAGUUGCAGAUUAGAUUCAAAGUUUCUUCCUUUCGAUUUUGACCACUGAGUGGACUAGCCUUUGAAGAUCACUGUAAUUCUUGGAUCCUGAAGACUUGUGUUUCCGACACCUAUCUCAGUUUGGUCAGUUUAGAGCAUAGCUGCUUUAGGAUCCGUUUGGCUUUCAGUUCCUUUUCUUUUGUUUGGUUCUGAGAGGACGGUUUAAAAGUUUCAAACUUUCCAUUCCUUCUGAAGCCUUCUUUUGGGUCUGUCUUGCUUUCCUGGGGCAUGAACAAACCCGCGGCCGUCGAUCCGACGACGACAGAUGGUGUUGGCUCUGAAGCUCUGAAUAUGCAGAGGAGCAGUGGCAUCAAUAAUAACAUGCGUAUCCCAACACCACCAAUGUCCUUCUCAUCCAACAACAUCAACAUUCCCGGUUCUUUGGUUCUUGAUGGCUCUGCUUCAAUGCAGCAGCACUUGUCUCAGCAGCAAGCAGGGCAGAGUUCAGUUCCAAUGAGGGAAAACGAUUACUCCCACGUGGAUAAGAAGCCGAGGAUAGAAGUGAAGCAAGAGGGCAUGCUGCAGCAUCAGAUUUUCCAGCAGCUGAUCCAGCGUCAGGACCCCACUGGAAGGAACCCGCAGCUGCAAGCUCUGCUUCAGCAGCAGAGGCUUAGGCAGCAGCAGCAGCAGUUUCUUCAGUCAAUGUCGCCUUCUCAGAGAAUCCAUUUACAGCAACAGCAGCAGCUGAGGCAGCAGUUACAGCAACCGGGCGGCGCUCAACAGCAGAUCCCUCCUAAUGUGCGUCCUUAUGAAGUUGGCGUGUGUGCUCGGAAACUGAUGAUGUACUUGUAUCAUCUACAGCAACGUCCUGCUGAAAAUUGCAUUACCUAUUGGAGGAAGUUUGUGGCGGAAUACUUCUCACCUCGUGCAAAGCAAAGGUUGUGCUUGUCACAGUACGAAAGUGCUGGCCACCAUGCGCUUGGCAUGUUUCCACAAGCAGCUCCGGAUAUGUGGCAGUGUGAUCUUUGCGGAACCAAAUCUGGAAAAGGAUUUGAGGCAACUUUCGAUGUGCUUGCCAGACUGAUGGAAAUCAAAUUUGCGAGUGGAAUCAUUGAUGAGCUCUUGUAUCUAGACCAUCCAAGAGAAAACAGAUUUCCCAAUGGACUGAUGAUGUUAGAAUAUAGAAAAGCAGUUCAGGAGACUGUACACGAGCAGUUUCGCGUUGUCCGUGAGGGCCAUCUUCGCAUCAUAUUCUCACAAGAUUUGAAGAUACUUUCUUGGGAGUUCUGUGCUCGGCGUCAUGAAGAGCUUCUUCUCCGCAGACUUAUUGCUCCACAGGUGAACCAGUUGCUUCUGGUUGCACAGAAAUGCCAGAGCACGAUCUCGGAGAGUGGGUCAGAGGGAGUUUCUCAGCAGGAUUUACAGUCAAACAGUAACAUGGUCUUGGGAGCAGGACGGCAGCUGGCCAAGUUUAUGGAAUUACAGUCGCUGAAUGAUCUUGGCUAUCCAAAAAGAUAUAUCAGAACUCUACAGAUAUCUGAAGUUGUCAAGAGCAUGAAGGAUCUGAUGAUUUUCACUGGCGAGCACAAAGUUGGCCCUAUUGAUGGGUUGAAACGGCUUUUAGAACAGACAGCGACGGUAAAGCUCCAGAGACAGCAGAAAAUGCAGGAGAUGGAGCAUUUGGGGAAUAGUGGAGCUAUGAACGGGUCAGCUCAAGCUCAGAUGGCGUUGACUCAAGGAACGAUGAACGGCCUAAUUGGCAACAGCAACAGCAACAACUCCAACGCCAACAAUCACCAUCAACUUGUUGGUCGUGGAGCUAUGAAUGGCUCGGCUCAAGCUGCAGCAGCUUUGACCAACUACCAAAGCAUGCUUAUGAGGCAAAACGCUAUGAAUAACCCAAACUCAACUACGGUGGUCAAACAAGAGGGGUUCUCUAGUAGUCAGAACCCAACCCAGAGUCCAUCUUCUUCCUCCCAUCAGAGGCAGAACUUAGCAACAGUUGGAUUCCCCAGCUCUCCUCAAAUGCAACAGCAACAGCAGCAGCAGCAGCGCACCAUGAAUGGACCACCUCCCAACACGCUUCAUCAGCAGAAUCAUCCUCAUCAUUUGCAACCACCACAUUCACAUGGGAACAACAACCAGGAGCAGCAGAUGCUUAAUCAGCUGUUACAGGAGAUAUCUGAAAACGGACCAAGCUUGCAACAGCAGCAACAAGCGUUUUCAGGUCAGAGUGGUGGUGGCAACAGUAACGCAGAGAGAAACCCAACUGCUUCCACAUCCAGCAUCUCAGGAGGAGGAGGAGGAGGAGGAGGUCGAGUUCCAAGCCGCAAUAACAGUUUCAAAGCAGUCUCAAACAACAAUAAUCAUCAUCAUUUGCCAGAAGAUAUAUCAAUCGCAGAACUAUCUCAUGAUUUCUCAGAAGACGCCUUCUUCAACAACAGUGAUAUUUAUGGUAGCUUGUAGCCUUUUGUGUAAUAUCCGAACAGAAGAGAGGUAUUGGUUACUUUAGUAAUCAUCUUUAUUUAGGUUGUUGCUCUGUUUUCUAUGCUUCUUCAGUUUGUCGUUUGGUCUGAAAUUCUGACAUUUGCAUCUCUGGAUAAAAGUUGUUGUAAUGUGUUUUCUUUAUUUGUGUGACCGAGAGGAGACUUAUCUCAGCUUUUCUUUUAUGUUUCAAAAGUGCAAUAAAGAUGGUUCUUUAUUUCCCUA
Molecule: messenger RNA, 2862 nt
Organism: Raphanus sativus (radish)
Lineage: Eukaryota; Viridiplantae; Streptophyta; Magnoliopsida; Brassicales; Brassicaceae
Product: probable transcriptional regulator SLK3
Exons: 10
Coding region: 442-2619 (725 amino acids)
Biological process (GO): positive regulation of transcription by RNA polymerase II; negative regulation of transcription by RNA polymerase II
Cellular component (GO): nucleus; transcription regulator complex
Source: RefSeq, a predicted model, not a curated record